Messenger RNA from Protopolystoma xenopodis, 723 nucleotides. Lineage: Eukaryota; Metazoa; Platyhelminthes; Monogenea; Polystomatidea; Polystomatidae. The record is from the annotation of a GenBank genome assembly.
AUGACAAAUUCUACUUACAAAGACGAUGAUGGAUUCUUGUUGGAGUUAGAAGCAUUUACUUAUAAAUUCGUAACUAAAUUAUUUUUACAUCUUGUGAAUCUUCAAGCUUUGCUAUCUCAUCACCAAUGUGCAUCUGCUUUCUGGCUUGGUAACCUCAAGAACUGUGAUCUUAAUGGUAAAGAGCUCCCAGAGGAGUUCUUCGACUCUCUCAGUACUGCCUCCUCUUUCGCCACAACCAGCCCUUCUGUGUUAUCUGACGAUGACGGUCAUGCAGAGGUGCAUUUUGAAGGAAAAAGGGGAAACGAUAACCAUAUGAAUGAGGAAGCAAGAAAAUUGGCGGUACCAGGACCUCGUCAUGUUAUUUCAGGUCCAAAAAGGACGCGUAUUUCUGGAUCCACUCAAAGAUUUUGUAGCAAUCGAGGAAAAGUAAGGCCAAUCAAGUCUAAAAAGUCAUGUAUGGAGGGUUCAGUCUCGGUGCUGGAGCGUAGGACAGAUGCACAUCUACAUGGUUCAAAUCCUGGCAAAGUCCGAGGAAGGCUGAGUUCUUGGCACCCAGAUAGGCAGGGACACAAUUCAAAUCGAAUGAGUGAGGUAUACGGAAUUGGUCCAACACGGUCCCAAAAGCAUGCUAAAGAAAAUAUGGCAGAAGCAGACAAAGAGAUGGAGAAUAGAGAAAUUAUGCUUAGGGCAACAUUAGAUGCCCACACUGAGGUAGAAUACGAA